GCCGAAUGUUCGGUUUCAUAAAUGCAACCGGACGGCGCCGGCCAGGAUUCAAACGCCCUCGACGGUUCGUACAGUGCGGUUGUCGUGCCGAUACUUUUUUCUGUCUCUCGUAUCGUCUCUCUAUUGUAUCAACCUGUUUUCCUGUCUUUUUGUGUACACUUCCAUCCCAUACCUAACCUACCUGGACUUCGGUAUCGGCCCGCCAUUUCCUUUUCCCCCGGGGUCUACUACCUAGUGCGCGGCUCUUUCCACACUCUCCGACAAAACAAACUGAAAAAAAAACAAAAGCGUCACCAUCAUCUGUCACGUGCUAGUAGUGUCUGCAGUACGGUGCGUGAGUGUUUGUGUGUGUGUGUGUGUGUAAGUGUUUACUUUCGCUCGGUUAGUGUUUCUCUGUCGUCUGUCAACGCUUUCAUCUACUCGAUAGUUGCAAACCAAAGCGUGUAAAAUUGUGCAAAAAGAGAAGAUAAAUAAAGCCUAUCGGUGGAAGUGUAGUGAAAAUCGGUGCUGAUCGACAUACUAAGCCCGUACUAUCGCGCACAGUGCACCGUGAAUCUGUGAAAUCAAUGCUGAAAGAAGAAGUGGCCGGGCAAGUUCUAGUAGUGGCCAACCAAACGAUCGGCUUGAGGCAAUGAGCGCUAGCAACUGUGCGGGACGCUGUCGCGUGUUUGGUGUCGUUUCGGUUUAACCACCUUUAGUUCGUCGGUGUUUCGGAUGAGUUUUUGAGUGCAGUUUUGGUGUGUAUUGUGUGCCUGGUCUUGUCCCACAGCGAUUGGGAUUCAAUGUUUCGUCGCAUCCACCGUGCAAUGGUGCGGGCUGCUGCGGCUGCUGUAACGAGCAGCUAGAAAGGGCAUAAACGGCCCCCCCGCACAAAACGCCACCAUGAACUAGGAUAACGCCCUUCGGUUCGUCCUUACACUAUCGGUCGUUCUACUGUCUCUCUUUCCCUCCAGCUCUGUCUCGAAGACUGUCUCGGAUCUCUGCCUGUACCGUGCAGUUGACGAGGCUGAUGAACUGUGUCGUACCGCUUCUGCUCCUCUGAGCCUGUACUGUACUGUAACACACCUCCGCUCAGAACGACCGAAACGACGAACUCUCUACCGUAAAGCUGUCUGUGCUUAUCUCUACAAGUCUGUUGCCGUUUCGCUGGCAAACCGUUUCGUCUAUCCUGAACUGGUACUCUGAAGUUGUAAGCUGCAGCAACCUGUCCGAGCAGCGACUACCGCUGUUCCCUCUAGAUGCAGCAACAACAACAACAACAACAACAAAAACAUCGGAUUAAGACGCAGUUUUGCAGACGAAAGUAAAGUCCAAUAUUAUUUCCGCUGCUCGCCAAACGAGCGGCAAACCGAAAAGCAAUAGGAAGUAAAGCAAUAAAGCUGUCAAAGCAAUAGCAACCGCAGCAGGAGCCAGGUUGCCACAGCAAGUAGGCUGUGCGAUCGAUUUUCGAUGCAAACGAACGAACCGGGCUCCGGUCGGCCGGUGUCCGGUAGGUGCUGCCCCGGCAGUGGCAUCGUCCAUCACCACCACCACCACCACCACCAAGUGCUGCGGCUUGGAUGAAGCGGUAUGGCGCCGGCCCCAGUGCCACCAGGUUCGAUGUGUUGGGUUAUGUGUUAGUGUAAGUCUGUUUCCGGCCUGUUUUGGUUGAUUUUGUCGGGCAUCUUCUGCUUGAUGGACUAACCUCGUUCGAAUCUUGCCACUCUCUGUGCCGUUGUGUAGCGUUUUACGCGUCCGUUUUUAACGCAAACAUUCGCAGCUCCGUGUUGGUGUGACGUGUGUAGCGAAAACGAAAGAAAAAAACUGUCCCACCAUCCCCCAAAAAAAGGACUGCACAAUUCUUCAUACUCAUCCGCGGUGCACGUGCUCGGUCUUAAACUGGUUCCGGUGCGGAAUAAUACUGCGCUCCCUUCGUUGCGCCACUCUCGGUCGUGCAAAGUGCUUUCGUAUCUGUGUCACGUUCUGGCGUAAAAUUUAUUCCAUUCUUCUGCUGCUGGUGCCUUCAGAGGCGUCAGCGUAGCACCGGAAUUCCCCCACGGGAGAAUCCACCUCCCGGAGCAGUCCCAGCACGUCCUGAGCCAGGGCGGAUAUAAAACUGUACGGUAGCCUUUCACGUAUCCGGUUCGUGCGGGUGCCACUCCGGGUGCUUCACCUUAACAAGGAUCGACACGCGGGGAAGAAUCAACAAUUGCUGAACAUACCAAGUGGUGAUAUAUCGUGCUGAAAGUCGAUCCUGCUCGAAGCUCUGUGAGUGGUGGCGAGUAUUUACCUCGAAUGCAACCAGUAGUAUUGAUUGCGAUAAGGAAGAACCGAAACAAUCGCUAGCUCGCCAUGGCACGGAUGGUUCAACCGUGAGGAGCGCGACGAGCGAUGCACUUGCUGCAUUUGCAGGCCAGUAUUUAGAAGUACCUGAACGACAAAAUCCUCAUCAGUCCCGAGUCCUUAACCCGAGGGCAUUAUUUCGGGGUAGCGCGAGCACGACUUGGAGCUCGCGGAAAGUCUUCGUCCACAUUCUUCAUUGACACCCACAAACAAACAAAGAAACGCCCACUCUCAAAAUGCCCCGCUGUUUGAUGGCGAAAAAAUGGAAAGCCUACCCGUGGCCGGACCGGGCAGAGGAGCAACCGACCGGCGAGCAGGAGCAGCUGGACACGGUCCCAACCGCGGGCAGCUCUCACACGACGACAGCAUCUUCACCCGCGACGGUGGACCGAAGCAGUAGCAGCAGCAGUAGUAGUAGUGGAAGUGGUGCCGGUAGCAGCAGUAGUAGCAAUAGCAGUAGUGAUGCCAGCAGCACAUCCAGCUCCCCUUCCACGAUGGCGCCUGAGUGCGGUCAACCGCCGGCAGCGAGUGAAAUCGUCGAGGAGGACGAAGAGAUCGACGUGGUGGGCGAUUCGCCGGCGGCAGCGACGGCCACGGCAGCGAGCAGCAAGUCCACCGGCAGCACCGUGGCCACCUGUUGGGGUCCCUCCUCACCGACGGCCGGUGCAACGGCACCGAGCCCGCCGCCCCACUCGCCGGAAGCGGCAACGCGCGAGUCGACCAUCCUGUACAACGGUUACGGUCAGGACAUUACGCAUCACUUUACCGCCUACCUGCCAAAGCUGGACCCGGAGUCUUCAAGCUACCAACAGCAGCAACAGCAGCACCAACAACAACAGCAGUCCUCUUCACAGCAACAGUUCGUCGCACUCGCACCUGUCCAACACUGUGCAACGCCUGCAACCGCCUCUUCCGCCUCACCGCCAGCUGCGCCCAGUGUCGCCACGGACAGCCCACAGCGUUCCCCCGCGCAGAAGAAGUCCCUCGCGAUGUGCUUCACCAGCACCGGCACUGCCCUCUCGCUCCCGCCCAAGAAGAAGGACAUCUACCGGCCGUACUCGCUGGACGACAGGCCACCCCGGCCGAGCUACGAGCUGCGCAUCCCGGCCGAGGAGGACCUGCACGCGGCCCACGCCAUCCUGGACCUGAGCGCGUCGACGGCUUUCCUACCGCCGCCGGCACCGCACCAACUGCUCGCCCAGCAGCAGCCGCCCUCGCCCUCGGUGCAGCAAUCCACCCCGGCCCCGGUCGUGCUAGUAGUGCCCCCGAAACCCGCCAUCGCCGAGCCCGACCGGCGGCCGCUUCAAGCACAUCCUCAGCAGCAGCCGCCCCAGCAGCAGCAACAGCUUCAUCAGACGGCUUCUCCCCCGCCCCUACCGCUGCAGUCACCGCCCGCGACAACGGUACCGCACGCCCUCGGCUCGCCGGAGCAGAACGAGAACCGCAACAGCACCAACACGCUGCCCGGGUACGCGGCGCACGAUGCCACCAGCAUGGACUCGUCCUCGGACGAGCUGGGCCAGUCGGCCGAAUCGUCCGACUCGGAGGGCAGGAAUGGGUCGAAAACGGUUGCCUACACGUACGAGGCGUUCUUCGUCAGCGAUGGCCGGUCGAAGAAGAAGAUGGCCGACCCGAAGACGGCCCUCGAGAACAAGGCCAAGUACACGUGCACCGAGUGCGGCAAGCAGUACGCCACCUCGAGCAAUCUGUCGCGCCACAAACAAACGCACCGCAGCCUGGACUCGCAGUCGGCCAAGAAGUGCCACACGUGCGGCAAGGCGUACGUCUCCAUGCCCGCGCUGGCCAUGCACGUGCUUACGCACAAGCUGUCGCACAGUUGCGGGGUGUGUGGGAAGCUGUUCUCGCGGCCCUGGCUGCUGCAGGGCCAUCUGCGGUCGCACACGGGCGAAAAGCCGUACGGUUGCGCACACUGCGGCAAAGCGUUUGCCGACCGGUCGAACCUGCGCGCCCACAUGCAGACGCACUCGAUCGACAAGAACUACCAGUGCGGCCGGUGUCACAAAACGUUCGCGCUUAAGUCGUACCUCAACAAGCAUCUGGAGUCGGCCUGCUUCAAGGAGGAUGGUGCGCCACAGUCGCCCCUGAUGUCGCCGAUGUCACCCGGCUCGCUCGAUGGUUCCUCGCUGGACGAUUUGCGCUCGACGCCGCUGUCCGAGCGGCGCCAGCCGGUUGCGCUCAAGCGCGAGCGGAACGUCGAUAUCGAGGGCGACGAGUCGGACGAUGCGAUGGCGUGUCCGUCGCCCCUGUCACCGGUACCUCACCAUCUUACCAUCAGCCCGGGCGCCCCGAACGGUACCGGCAGCAUCUUUGUGAUGAAAAACCUCCAGUCCGCCGGUCGGCUGGCCGGUAGUGCAUCGCCGGGCUCGGGGACGGCAGCGGCGGCGGCAGCGGCAGCAGCCGCAGCAGCCGCCGCCGUGCUCGGUCCGGGCGCCAUCCUAACGACGACGACAGCGCAUCAGCCCCAUCACCACAGCCCGCAUCAGCAGCACCAUCCGCACCUCCAACUGCAUCAGCACCAGCAUCCGGCGGCGGCGGCGGCGGCGGCGGCUGCUGCUGCGGCUGCCGCGGCGGCCGCUGCAGCCGUGCAGAUAAACGUCAACUUUGCCGGGUAACCGGCGCAGCAAGCGACGGCAUGAAGCGGGAUCGCCGGCGGCAAACAAUAAUUCGUUUACGCACUGCUGAAUUGCAUACAUCUAGGCGCAUUGAGGGCGCGCGGUUCGUAAGUAGUCACUUAAGCAUUUGAUUGUGUUUUUCUUUCCCUCGAACUAAACUUCUCAUCAAGCGUUAUUACUUCUGCAAGCGGGCUCACAGUUACGCACAAGCCUGCUUUAGAGCGAAGAUGGGGAACGGGGGUGUGUAGGAACGAACUGUGUAGCAACUAGAAACACCGUUAUACAUAAACAAACAUACACAGAGAGAGAGAGAGAGAAACACUAUUCCAACUAUAACAAAACAAGAUAGCGAUCGCAAAACAAUAGAUCAUUCUGUGCCCCUCCCCGCUCUCGAACAGCAUACAACAACAGCUACACGGUGUUGUCUAGUACCCUUCC
Molecule: messenger RNA, 5393 nt
Organism: Anopheles coluzzii
Lineage: Eukaryota; Metazoa; Arthropoda; Insecta; Diptera; Culicidae
Product: protein glass-like
Exons: 2
Coding region: 2559-4955 (798 amino acids)
Biological process (GO): regulation of transcription by RNA polymerase II
Molecular function (GO): RNA polymerase II cis-regulatory region sequence-specific DNA binding; DNA-binding transcription factor activity, RNA polymerase II-specific
Source: RefSeq, a predicted model, not a curated record